Messenger RNA from Chrysochloris asiatica (Cape golden mole), 2094 nucleotides. It is a transcript of the gene PALM3, whose product is annotated as paralemmin 3. Gene Ontology annotation, cellular component: membrane. The transcript has 7 exons. The record is from RefSeq and is a predicted model, not a curated record. Lineage: Eukaryota; Metazoa; Chordata; Mammalia; Afrosoricida; Chrysochloridae. Gene Ontology annotation, biological process: regulation of cell shape; response to lipopolysaccharide; Toll signaling pathway. Bases 1 to 2094 code for a protein of 697 amino acids.
AUGGCGGAGAGCUCCCUCUAUCGGCAGCGGCUAGAGGUCAUCGCCGAGAAACGGCGGCUGCAGGAGGAGAUUCGCGCUGCGCGCUUGGAACUGGAGGAGGAGAAACUCCGCGUGGAGCGGCUCAAGAGGAAGUCUCUCCGGGAACGCUGGCUGAUGGAUGGAGCAUCAGAGGGACCAGACUGGCCCAAAGAUCCUGCCUCACAGGACCGCCAGUCACCGGAGGACCAGGCGCAGGCUCGUAUCCAGAACCUGGAAGACAGUCUGUUCACACUCCAGUCCGAGCUGCAGCUGUUGCAAAGUGCAUCCACAGGUGCCCAGCACAAGCCAUUGGGCAGGCCCACCUGGCGCAGACAGGGUCAUCGUCCACUCUCCCAGCCCACUGUGGAGGCAGGUCCUGCAGACCUGGCAGAUCUAGACAAGAGAGCCUCCUUACCACCUGGACCAGCAGGCAUGUCCCUGGAGUCCCCAUCCGAGUCCAGGAAGGAGGUGAUCGGGGUUUUGCCAGUCUCCACAGGAACCUCCUCAGAAACCAAUGGUCCCUGCUCUGAGCCCAGUCCUCAUCUGGAGCUGAAUAAAGGAGCAACAGUAGCAGAGAGGGGGGUGGGCCCCGCUAAAGCAGGGGGUGUGGUGAAGGUGGUAUGGGAGGGGCUGAGGGCCACACAGCCCUGUGCCAUGGAGGCCACAGGCCCAGAGCUGGAAGCUAAGGUGGAGGAAGUCGUGCUGGAGGCCAUUGGGGACAGACAGGUGGCUGGCAGCCCUGAGCUCCCGUCCUGGGUGAAGGAGGACAGAGACGUUGUGGAGGUGGUCUGGGAAGGGGUGGGGGACACAGAAGGUAGGGAUUUAGAGGGCAUAGAGGAAGGAGGCAGGGGUCGGGAGGCUGCACAGCGGAGCUCACUAAGGGUCCCGGAAGAGCUGCAAGAAGCAGCUUCUAGAAAAGAGGAAGGUGCUCAUGAGGGCAGCCCUGAUGGCAAUGGGCAGGGGAGCUCUGGUGGUGAAGAGGGGUCUUUCAUUUGGGUGGAGAGAGUGGCUCUCAGUGAGGAAUGGGAGGAGCUGCAGGUGGAGGGGUUGGGGCCAAUGACAAGGGAGGGAGGUAAGGGCCUACUGGGGACAGACAAGAGAAGAAGUGAGGAAAACUGGAAGGUGGAGAGGAUUCGAGUAGAAGACUCACUGGGGGACGAGAAGAAAAGAAAAGGGGAUGAGGAAAAGCCGGCAACAGAGAGGGGAGGGGCUGAGGAACCCCCCGGAGUAGAGACAAAAGGAGGUGAGGGACAGCAAGGGACAGAAGGUGAAGGCUCAUUGAAGAUACAGAGGGAAGGAAGUGGGGAGCAGCAAGGGACAGAGAGGAGAGCUGAGGAUACUUUGGGAAGAGAAAUGGAAGGAGGAGAAGAACAACUAGGGACAGAGAAGAGAGCUGAGGAAAAGAAGAAAGAAGUCGAGGAUGUAUUGGGUGAAGAGAAGAAAGGAGGGGAGGUACAGCCAGGGGAAGAGAAGACAGCAGCUGAAGAACCACUGGUGGUAGAGAGAAAGGAAGGUGAGGAACCAUUGGAGACAGAGAGGAAAGGAGGUGAGGAGCCAUUGGAGACAGAGAGGAAAGGAGGUCAGGAAGCAUUGGAGACAGAGAAAAAAGGAGGUCAGGAACCACUGGAAGUAGAGACGACCCCAGGGUUUGAGGAGGAUCAGAGUUCACAAGAGCAGAGAGAGUCAGGAGGGGCAAAAGAAUCUCAGGCAGAGGAGAUGAGUGAUGCAGGUGCUCCUCUGGGGUCCAAGGAAGAGCCAAGGCCAGAGGAAGAAGGACUUCAGCCCCAAGAGAAGCAGGAAGGCUCCGCAGAGGAAGAGACAGCAAAGCCCCAAACCCCUGCUAAGGGCCAGGGCCCCUCAGGCGAUGCCACGCCACCCCUUGCAGAAAUCUCCACCGUGGAGCAGCCCUCGGAGUGCCAGCCACUGCUUACAGUGGAGGGGCCUAGCGCCAACCCCAGUGCCCAUCCUGUGCCCACUUAUGCCCCUGCCCGGCAGCCUGAACCACCUGCCCCAAUCGAAAGUGAAGAGACAAGUGGCCCUAAGCAAAAGAUGUGCCAGUGUUGUGCGGUUAUGUGA